This is a messenger RNA of Fusarium vanettenii 77-13-4, 921 nucleotides long. RefSeq lists its product as uncharacterized. Bases 1 to 921 code for a protein of 306 amino acids. NCBI's taxonomy places the organism in Eukaryota, Fungi, Ascomycota, Sordariomycetes, Hypocreales, Nectriaceae. The transcript is spliced from 2 exons. The record is from RefSeq and is a predicted model, not a curated record. Gene Ontology annotation, molecular function: oxidoreductase activity, acting on NAD(P)H.
AUGGGUACUCUCAACAAAGCUAUCUACGUUGGACCCGACAACGGUCUUUCCGUCAGGGAUAUACUCGCAGAGUAUGAACCUGGCCAAAACCAGGCUCUCGUUCAAGUACAUUACUCCGGCGUCAAUCCUGCGGAUGUUAAGCAUGGUGUCUUGCUUGGAUUGAAUGACUACGUCUGCGGGUACGAAUUCAGUGGAGAGGUGCUUAAAGCCGGGCCCAACUUCCGCUACGCUGUAAGCGAAUACAUUUACGGCUCGAAAAGGGUGGGUUUUGGGUCCGAGUUUGGUGCACACCAGGGACGCCUGCUUGUGGAGGGCAACACGCUUAUCGCCAAGCGCCCGCCCUCUCUCCCAAGCCACGACGCAGCAGCCAUGUCCGUGGUCCUUCGCACAGCUGCCGAUGCGUUGUUCAAUGUAAUGAAGAUCCCCUUCAAGCCACUGGUCGAUGGUGAACAGGGGGCACAGGGUGGUAUUCUGAUCUGGGGGGGCGGCAGCGCAGUCGGCUCCGCAGCCAUCCAGCUCGCAAAGUCGGCCGGACUGAGUCCUAUUAUCACUACAGCAUCGUCUCGAAAUCAUGGGGCCCUGAAAAGCAUGGGAGCUACUCAUUGCUUUGACUACUCAGACGAUGACGUCGUCGCCAAGAUCCAGGCUGUUCUCGAUGCCCAGAGCCAACCUCUGGUUUACGUUUUCGACACCGUGGGAUCGACUGGGGAAUCCGCCUCGUGGAGGCACUGCGAAGCCCUGCAUUGCUCACCAGAAAUGAUUUGUGUUGCGACUGUCCCCAUAGUGGGCUCAAAGUACAAGUGGCAGUGGUGCGUUGCAGCUCGCGGCUGGGACUUGCCCAUGCCUCCUCCCAUAGGCUUCACGCCGGCGAGUGCAGAGUAUGAGUCACGGAUUCCGUGUCCCCAAUAUAACCGUCAUUAA